UCAAUAACAAUUACUAACAAGAAUAAAAUGAAAAAAAAAUGCAUCGAAUUUCAAAAAUGACAAAUAAUUUGAGACAACUAUUCUUUAUUCAUGACGGAUAAUUUGAGGCCUGAUGAAGUAUUAAAUAUAAAUAAUAACUUGCUAUAACAUCUUGAACUAUAACUAAAAUAUCUGUCAGUAUUGUUUUAAGAAAAUAUUACUAUUUCUUCAAAAAAAAAAAAUAUAUAUAUAUAUAUAUAUUUUACUAUAAUCUAUUCUUAACCAUAGUCGGUUGAUUAGAUAUUUGACAUUAAAUAACAAUCUUGAUCCCACAAUAAUCCUGUCAUAUCCUCACAUAUUUCGACACCCACCGAUCAACAGCCCUCAAACUUUACCACACCAAAAAAAAAUUAAAAAAAAUGAAAGUUGCAUGCUUUAUAAGCAACAAAAUCCAUUUUUAAAAAAUUGGUUACAUCAUUCACAUUACAUACACAUUUCUUUUUCUUAACACCAAACUCUGUUUUACAAACAAACAAAAAAAGCAAUUCAAGAAUCAAACACAGAAAGAAAAACAUGGCUACUGCUAAGUUUCUUUCAUUUGCAUGCCUAAGAAAUAAAACCAAUUAUGGAGAUUUUUCACCAAAACCACAUUAUCCAUCAAUGCCAAAAUACCCAAAGGGUGUUUCUAUAUCUUCUAAUGAAGAGAAAAAGGCAAUUUAUUCAGUUAAUGGUAUGAGUUGUUCUGCAUGUGCUGGAUCUGUAGAAAAGGCAAUAAAGAGACUAACUGGGAUUAAAGAAGCUGUUGUUGAUGUUUUGAAUAAUAGAGCUCAAGUUAUUUUUUACCCUACAUUUGUCAAUGAGGAAACAAUCCGUGAGACAAUAGAAGAUGUUGGAUUCCAGGCUAAGUUGAUUACAGAGGAGACAAAUGAGAAAACUUCCCAAGUGUGCCGGAUACGUAUAAAAGGAAUGACCUGCACUUCAUGCUCCACAACUGUUGAAUCUUCUUUGCAAUCGAUCCCAGGCGUACAGAAAGCACGAGUUGCAUUAGCAACCGAAGAGGCCGAAAUCCAAUAUGAUCCGCGGAUAACAACUUACAAUCAGCUUUUAGAAGCCAUAGAAUAUACCGGAUUUGAAGCCAUAUUAAUUAGGACAGGAGAAGAUAGGAGUAAAAUAUUGCUGAAAGUUGAUGGAGCACACACUGAUAAUUCCAUGAGAAUCAUUGAAAAUUCUCUUAGAGCACUCCCAGGUGUUGAAGAUGUUGAUAUUGAUCCUGAGCUGAAGAAGUUAUCCGUUUCUUAUCAAUCAGAUACAAUAGGACCUAGAAAGUUUAUUCAAGUAAUCGAGUCAACAGGUUCUGGACGGUUCAAGGCAACGAUAUUUUCGGAAGGAGAUGGGAAACAAUCUCAUAGACACGAGGAAAUCAAAUACUGUCAUCGAUCCUUUCUCUGGAGCUUGGUUUUUACGAUUCCUGUAUUCUUGACUUCCAUGGUCUUCAUGUAUAUUCCUGGUCUGAAGGAAGGAUUGGAUAUUAAAGUUGUGAACAUGCUUAGUAUUGGAGAGAGUUUGCGGUGGGUGCUUUCUACUCCCGUGCAAUUCAUCAUUGGUCGACGUUUCUACUCCGGUUCUUACAAAGCACUACGUCAUGGUUCUGCAAAUAUGGAUGUUUUAAUUGCUUUGGGAACAAAUGCCGCCUACUUUUAUUACUCGGUGUUGAGAGCUGCUACUUCUCCAAGGUUCAAGUCUACUGAUGUUUUCGAGACCAGCUUAAUGCUCAUUUCUUUCAUUUUACUUGGGAAGUAUCUUGAAGUUUUGGCCAAAGGAAAAACAUCUGAGGCCAUUGCUAAACUCAUGAACUUGACCCCUGAGACGGCAACAUUAUUACAGUUCGAUGACGAAGGAAAUGUGGUGAAAGAGGAAGAAAUUGAUAGCCGAUUGAUACAAAAGAACGAUGUAAUCAAAAUCCUUCCUGGUGCAAAAGUAGCCUGUGAUGGUUUUGUCAUUUGGGGUCAAAGUCAUGUCAAUGAGAGUAUGAUAACUGGAGAAUAUCGACCAGUGGCCAAAAGGAAAAGCGACAUGAUGAUUGGAGGAACUGUGAACGAGAAUGGUGUUCUCCAUGUAAGAGCAACUAGGAUUGGAUCAGAGAGUGCUCUUUCACAGAUUGUUAGGCUGGUCGAAUCAGCACAAAUGGCUAAAGCUCCUAUUCAAAAAUUUGCUGAUCGCAUUUCUAAAUAUUUUGUGCCACUAGUUAUUAUUCUCUCUGUUUCCACUGGGCUCGCUUGGUUUUUAGCUGGGAAGUACGACGGCUAUCCUAAAUCAUGGAUUCCAUCUUCUAUGGAUAGCUUUCAGCUCGCCCUUCAAUUUGGUAUAUCUGUUAUGGUCAUAGCUUGCCCAUGUGCCCUUGGUCUUGCUACUCCAACUGCUGUCAUGGUUGGCACGGGAGUUGGUGCUUCUCGAGGUGUCCUGAUUAAAGGUGGCCAGGCUUUGGAAAGUGCACAACAGGUGAACUGCAUAGUGUUUGAUAAGACCGGGACUCUCACAAUGGGCAAACCAGUUGUUGUAAACACAAAGCUUUUCAAAUCUAUGGUACUUCGAGAAUUUUACGAAUUGGUUGCAGCAGCAGAGCUAAAUAGUGAGCACCCCUUGGCCAAGGCAGUUGUUGAAUACGCUAAAAAUUUUAGAGAGGACAAGGAGAACCCUCAGUGGCCUGAAGUCCAGGACGUUGAGUCUAUAACCGGCCAUGGUGUGAAGGCUACUGUCCAUAACAAGAUAUUAAUAGUUGGAAACAAGAGCUUGAUGUUGGAUCAAGGCAUUUCCGUUCCAGUUGAUGCAGACGAAAUACUAGGAGAAGCAGAAGAAUUGGCUCAAACUGGAAUUCUUGUAUCAAUUGAUGGUGUACUGAGUGGAGUUGUUGCUAUAUCAGAUCCAGUGAAGCCUGGAGCUCGUGAAGUCAUUUCUCUUCUUAAGUCUAUGAAAGUUGAGAGUAAGCUAGUAACGGGUGACAAUUGGGGAACAGCUAAUGCCAUUGCCAAAGAAGUUGGAAUUAGUGAUGUUAUUGCAGAAGCAAAACCUGAAGACAAAGCCAAAAAAGUGAAGGAACUGCAGAGUUUGGGAAAAGUUGUUGCAAUGGUGGGAGAUGGAAUUAACGACUCGCCAGCGCUUGUAGCAGCUGAUGUUGGAAUGGCGAUAGGGGCAGGGACAGACAUAGCUAUUGAGGCAGCUGAUAUCGUCCUAAUGAAAAACAAUCUUGAAGAUGUCAUAACUGCUAUUGACCUUUCCAGGAAAACAUUCGGUAGAAUUCGUCUGAACUACUGUUGGGCAUUUGGCUAUAACCUUCUUGGCAUCCCAAUUGCUGCUGGAGCUCUUUUCCCGUCUACCGGAUUUCGGUUGCCACCGUGGGUGGCAGGAGCUGCAAUGGCUGCUUCUUCAGUGAGCGUUGUAUGCAGCUCUCUUUUGCUGAAGAAUUACAAGAUGCCAAAAGAGCUUGAUAAUCUUGAGAUUAGAGGCAUAACUGUUGAAUCAUAAUUUCUAUAAAUAUAUUGGAUAUCUUCUGUAAAUAUGAUGAAGGGGAGCCUUGGUGUAAAAGGUAAACGUUAUUGCCAUGUGAUCACUGAUGAGCAGGUCACGAGUUCAAGCCGCGAAAAUAGCUUCUUGCAGAAAUGCAAGACGAGGUUGUGAGCAUAUAGCGGGGGCUUAAUACCCCGGUACCCUUUUUAUGUUGCAUAUUUUAAUUAUUUUUUUCAUUAAUUGUAAAACAUGUAAAUAUGUUGAAUAAUCACAUAUGCAUGGGAAAAAAAGUGGAAACAAAUUGUACUGAAUUUCCAUGCACCAGUUGUAGGCAAGA
This is a messenger RNA of Lycium ferocissimum, 3820 nucleotides long. RefSeq names its product probable copper-transporting ATPase HMA5. Gene Ontology annotation, biological process: monoatomic cation transport. NCBI's taxonomy places the organism in Eukaryota, Viridiplantae, Streptophyta, Magnoliopsida, Solanales, Solanaceae. Gene Ontology annotation, molecular function: copper ion binding; ATP binding; ATP hydrolysis activity. The record is from RefSeq and is a predicted model, not a curated record. Gene Ontology annotation, cellular component: membrane.